AUGAAUUCCAAGUGGCUAUCUCGGUGGAGGUACCCCCAAUGGGGGAAAGCAUCACCCACGUUGCAUUACAUACAGCAGGCCAAAUUGUUGAGAACGAAAAGGAGGGCGAAAUGGAUAAAUACUUCGGAGAGGGGUACAGAAGAGGAAACCGACGAAUGGAUGUGUAUAAGGCAAGGAAACAUGUCUGCUUCUAUCCCAGUGGAAGAAGAAGACAAAUGUGAGACAGCCAUGUGGAGAAGGAACACCCCCCCUCAUGAAGGUGAAUCUAGUAAGGACAAAUACACAGAAAAGAAUGCGUCCCUAAAUAACCAACUCCGCAAAAGGUACCAAGGGGUGCAAAAAAAACUUUAUCAAAAGUACAACCACCAGGGAAUAGGAAGCGACCCGCACAAGGUACAGACAUACGAAAGGAACUACGAACAGAUGAACGAAUUAAAUAUCCAUCGAAUGUUACUUCUAGGAUUGCAGAAACUUCACAUAAGCGAAUUGAAUAAAAUGCAAAUUAACAGCUUUCUUACCAUACAGCAAGGGAAAGAUGUACUCAUAAAUUACCCGGAUGGGUCAGGUAAAACCAUAGCCUACUUGCUACCCCUUCUGAACAAUAUCUACUUUGUGCAUGAUUAUUUGGAAGAGUUGAUCCUUCAAAGUUACCAUGAACAGGGGGGGAAAAAUAAGUGCGGAAAUUCCGUCCAGAAAAACUUCAAAUUUAAUAACAACUUCGACUUGUACAACGGAAUGAGGAAGUAUUUCCUUAGCUAUAGUCACUACAGGAAAAAUGUACUGCUGGAAGAUGAUGCCACUCAGAUGGAUAAAAAGAUGAACCAGAAAUUUCACUUGCUUCCAAAUCACUUUGAUCAAAUGGAUGAACAAUCCAUGCCUGAGUCUCCUCAUCUAGGUAGGACGCAUCGCAGACGGAAAAAAGGGGAGGGUAAAUAUACAUCAACGGAGAAUCGAAAUGGAGGAAAGGCGUUUUCAGCAAAUGAGGAUCAAACUGGUUAUAGAGACGGAAGGCACACAGAAGGCAAACAGAAAACCGUCAGCCUGAUGAAUAAAUUGAUAGAAGUAAUAAAAAUGAACAAAAUCAACCUGAACAAUAUAAAUAGUGACCGUGCAAAUAAGGAAGAGCUAGCCAAAUUGGAAAAUAUUUUAAUGUAUAAUUUUAAGGAUAAACAGACAGAACCUAACUGUAUUGUUACCCCUCCAGACAAUGAUGAAUGCAUCUACCGGUACCUAACGAGGAACCCCUUACAAAUUAAUAAGCCAAUUAUUAUCCUAACGGUGAACAAGGAUAAUAUAUGUCAAAUUGUCCGGGUGAUAAAACAACUGGAUGUGCUUAACCGGAUCAAUAUACAAACGUUGAAUGAUGUGCCUUAUGAGGAUACCGACUAUCCCAGUAUAGAUGAAAGAACACACAUAGAAUCGAAUAAUGAAGAGGUUGACAUGCAGUUGCAAGAGAAGGUUCACCCCGAAAAUAUACAUGUGGUGAAUGUAAAUAAACUUCCCAACCCUGUGUUGUGCAAAGAUGAAAUAAUGUGGACAUGUGUAGACAUAGUUAUUACCACUCCAGACAUAUUUCUACAUGCAUAUCAAAACGAACGAACUAAGAAGAUCCUUCCAUCCAUAAUUAUAUUCGAUGAAGUAGAUAUGCUUUUCCAAAAUAAUGCUUACAGAAAUACAAUGAUGAACAUUUUCUACAUUGUUAACAGAAGACCUGAAAUUUACAACCCUCAUAUUGAUAUUAGCAAUGGAGGAUUGGAUAAUGUGGCCACCUCCAUUGAGGCUAUCUUAAGGGGCGAUGGUGUCAAAAUGGCUACUCUUCGUCAACCCCAAGUUUCAAGUACAUUUCCAAGUGCACUUCACUCCACUGUUAACCACUUCGAACGCGGCCAAUUUGGAAACCUGGAUAUGUCACCUCUUGAGGAGACCAAAAAUGGAAUCCUUACCGGGGAUGCCUUUCCCAACAAUACCUCCCACGGGAAAGACACCGUUAUCAUUCCCUCCAGGGCAAAGGAAAAAGAACGAGAACUGCCGCUACUCCAGAUGAUAUACGUCAGCUCGACACUCCCCUCUGUUGGACACACUACCGCGGGAAGUAUGUUGACAGAACGAUUUAACAACCUCGUAGAAAUUGUGUGCACGGAAAAUUACCACAUCCCCAGAAACGUGCGUACCCAGUGGAUAGAAUUGAACAGAGAUAAAAUUUUAAGCAACUACCUCCUCAACGGAGGGGAGGGAGCCACACAGGAAGGGAAGGAUAUCUUGGACCUCACUGCCAGGGAUCAGGGAACUUCCUUCCAGAAUGGCACUUCGGAGACUCACCAUGGUGGUAGCCUAAAGGAUGCCGCUCUGUCUAGCAAAAUCAACAAACUGGAGAAUAGCUCCUUCGAGCAUAGACUGGAUCUACUAAUCCAUGUUUUGAAAAAAUACCAUGAAUGGUCAGAUAGCUCAGAAUUUUAUAAACAGGAAGAAUUUUCUGAACAUGGUCAGGCGGAAAAAAAUAUAACUACCAACCCUGAGGGAAGGGGAAAAAAAAAAAAAAAAAAUUCUGCAAUCUCAACAAAAGGGGGGAAAUUCCACCUAAUUGACAAGAAAGAAGUUUACAAAACGAUUGUAUUUGUUAACAGCGUAAAGGAUUGCAUCCGAAUAUAUUUUUUUUUAAAAAAACAUAACUGGCCUGUCUUCUGCUUUCACAAAAACAUAUCAAUAAAUUUACGCAUGCAAAAUCUGCACAGCUUCCAUCAUGCACACGUUGCCAUUUUAGUGACCACCGAUUUGUUGAGCAGAGGUAUAGACACCAAAAAUGUGGACCACAUAAUUAAUUUUCAUUUCCCUUCCGACGCGAUAACGUACUUGCACCGGCUUGGCAAAAUGAACAGGAGCGGCGGUGACCACCAUAAUGGCCUUAAUCGCCACAAUAGCCAAGAAAAAGGGCAAAUGCGGCAUCGACGCGCCACCCUGGAGAAGGAACACAUCGAUGGAGAAACACAAACGAAACGAUUCCACGGAGGAGACACAACUUGGGAGUAUAUUCCAACCCAUGGUCAAGACAAAGACAACACAUUUCCCCGAAAAAAUAAAAACUUUCUCGUGACAAACUUUCUAGCAUUUUCCAAUCUCCCCUUGGCACAGUCGAUUAGAAGUUGUGAUAAACAGAACGCAAGUUUGCUACCCCUUUUUUCAAGGAAAAAAUCUUUCAAAAUGAAAAUAAAAAGAAAAGAAAAUAAUGCCCUUGGGGAGGGCAACAGAUACAUCAACGUUGGGGAAAUGGAAGAGGAUGAUAUCGACAUGGAUGGUCAUUUUCCAAAUGGGAGGGAAAUCUCCACAUGUGAGAAUGAUGAAAAAAAUGUCUAUGUCCAGGCACCCUUCUCCGUUUUUUCACUGGACGAUUCGGGGGAAGAAUCAGAAAAGAGCGACACGGAUGAGGAAGAGGUAGAUGAAGAAUACACAGAUGAAUCCACACGAGCGCGUACCAAAUUCGACCAACAGAGAGCAAUGGAAAAAGGAAAAACUAAAACAAAACAUAACCCGCAUGUUGAUGAUGACCACGCGCACGAGUUACCCGGGGAAACAUCCUCCUGUGAACAAAAAAAAUCGCUUCGAAGGUGUCACCAAUCGAGAGUGUCUACCGGUAAUACUCUCCCUCGUGAUAAAAUCCCAUCCUGGGAUGACGUACAAUUUGACAACCAGAAAUUUCUGGUGGAGAGAUUCAAGAGCAGGGAUUGUUACCUCAUGGGGCAAGUCAAACGGGGAAAGCUUAUCUUUAACAACUUCGAAAGUAAUGCAGAUGGAGACGACGAUGAGGAGGAGUUGCUCUUUUGA
Messenger RNA from Plasmodium knowlesi strain H, 3819 nucleotides. Its product is annotated as DEAD/DEAH box helicase, putative. The transcript has a single exon. Gene Ontology annotation, cellular component: nucleolus. Bases 1 to 3819 code for a protein of 1272 amino acids. NCBI's taxonomy places the organism in Eukaryota, Apicomplexa, Aconoidasida, Haemosporida, Plasmodiidae. Gene Ontology annotation, molecular function: nucleic acid binding; ATP binding. The record is from RefSeq and is a predicted model, not a curated record. Gene Ontology annotation, biological process: maturation of LSU-rRNA from tricistronic rRNA transcript (SSU-rRNA, 5.8S rRNA, LSU-rRNA).